Pundamilia nyererei is the source of this 4652-nucleotide messenger RNA. RefSeq names its product EH-domain containing 4 (gene ehd4). The record is from RefSeq and is a predicted model, not a curated record. Gene Ontology annotation, cellular component: plasma membrane; cytoplasm. Gene Ontology annotation, biological process: endocytosis; endosomal transport. NCBI's taxonomy places the organism in Eukaryota, Metazoa, Chordata, Actinopteri, Cichliformes, Cichlidae. The coding region runs from base 313 to 1953 and encodes 546 amino acids. The transcript has 8 exons. Gene Ontology annotation, molecular function: protein binding; calcium ion binding; GTP binding.
UGUCAGAACAUUCUUGAAAUGUCCCCGUAUGUGCGUUGUGUGUGUGUGUGUGUGAGAGAGAGUCUGUGUCGUCACGGGGCGAAGGGCGGUGCCCCCAGGUAAGCACAUCAGCACCCUCCACAUCACAAACACACGCCCAGAGCAGCACACAGAGGAGGCACAGUACUGAGAGUAGCCGAGACUCCCUGGAGCCAGACACACACUUCCCUCCGCUCAGGCUAAGGACGGAGCUCACAGAGAAGGAGGCAAAAACAGCCGCAAUAUUUGGAAACAUCGAAACAAGGAAGUUGGAUACAGAACACAGCGGGAAGCAUGUUCAGCUGGGUCAAACAGGAGCAGGGUGGCAGCAACAAAGAAGGAGAGAUGUACCAGACCGUUACGGAGGGACUGCAGACUCUUUACACCAAGAAGCUGCUGCCGCUGGAAGAGACCUAUCUCUUCCAUGACUUCCACUCCCCGGCCCUAGAGCCUGCUGACUUCCAGAGUAAACCCAUGGUACUGCUGGUCGGCCAGUACUCCACUGGGAAAACCACCUUCAUCAGGUAUCUACUGGAACAAGAUUUCCCUGGGAUGCGGAUCGGUCCUGAGCCAACCACUGAUGGCUUUAUAGCAGUGAUGCAUGGUGAAAAUGAGGGGGUUGUCCCAGGCAAUGCUCUAGUCGUCGACCCCAAGAAACCCUUCAGGAAACUCAACGCGUUUGGAAACUCCUUCCUCAACAGGUUUAUCUGCUCCCAGAUGCCCAAUCAGGUUCUUCAGAGCAUCAGCAUCAUUGAUACUCCUGGUAUCCUGUCUGGAGAGAAACAACGAAUCAGCAGGGGUUAUGACUUUGCUGAGGUCCUGCGUUGGUUUGGAGAGCGAGUGGACCGGAUCAUUCUCCUCUUUGAUGCACACAAGCUGGACAUCUCAGAUGAGUUUUCAGAGGCCAUCAAAGCUUUCAAGGGUCAAGACGACAAGAUCCGAGUCGUCCUCAACAAGGCAGACCAGGUGGACACCCAACAGCUCAUGCGGGUGUAUGGCGCCCUCAUGUGGUCACUGGGGAAGGUGAUCAACACUCCAGAGGUGGUGAGAGUUUAUCUCGGGUCCUUCUGGGCCAAACCGCUGCAAAACACAGAGAACAGGCGUCUGUUCGAGGCAGAGUCUCAGGACCUGUUCCGGGACAUCCAGAGUCUUCCCAGGAAUGCUGCUCUCCGUAAACUCAACGACUUGAUCAAGAGGGCGAGGUUGGCCAAGGUGCAUGCCUACAUUAUCAGCUACCUGAAGAAAGAGAUGCCAUCUCUGUUUGGACGGGAAAAGAAGAAGGACGAACUGAUCCAGAGACUCCCGGAGAUCUACACCGUCCUACAGAGAGAGCACCACAUCAGCCCUGGAGACUUCCCCAAUGUCACUAAGAUGCAGGACAUGCUGCAGCACUAUGACUUCAGUAAGUUCCCAUCUCUGAAGGUGAAGCUGAUUGAGAAGGUGGAUAAAAUGUUAGCCUCAAAGAUUGCUGUUCUUAUGGCGAUGAUCCGGGAGGAGGAGGCCAAGCAGCCUCCUGCCAUGGUGUCAGGUGGUGCCUUUGAGGGCUCCCAGGAUGGGCCCUUUGGUCAGGGCUACGGUGAGGGGAUCAGUGCUGGGGCUGACGCUGAAGAUUGGAUUGUCAGCCGGGACAAGCACCGUUACGAUGAGAUCUUCUACACUCUGAUGCCUAUCAACGGCAAGAUAACUGGCGUCAAUGCCAAGAAAGAGAUGAUGAACUCUCGGCUGCCCAACACUGUGCUAGGGAAGAUCUGGAAGCUGGCCGACUGCGACCAGGAUGGCAUGCUGGACGACGAGGAGUUUGCCCUCGCUCAGCAUCUCAUCAAGAUCAAACUGGAGGGUUACGAGCUGCCCACUGAGCUCCCCAACCACCUGGUGCCCCCAUCCCACCGCAAAAACCCUACUGCAGAUGCCUUGUACAAUCAUAUUGAGGACUAGAGUGCUCACAGGACGCCAAGCAAGCUGCUGAAGAGAGACUGGGCAGAGAAGAGGUGUAAAAAUGUAAAGAACCAUCACAGGUGAACGUGUCUGCUGCUGCUCGUUGAACAAACAGGAGAACAAAUGGGCCACCUAAUGCUACACAAGGUCAAAGGGUAAGGUUUUGUUGGAUACAUUCACUAAGACGAUGCAUUAGAGCCUAAUAAUGCUUGACAUUUUCAGGCAGCAGUCAAACAAAGCACUUUUAUUUUGAUAAUAUUUUACAUAAUGAGCAUUUCAGCUGAUUUAAUUGCAUUAAAGAAGAAAAGUGACAAAGUUCUUGUAUAAUAUAGCCACAUUUGCCUAAUUCUGGUUUCACCAUUCACUUUAAUUUCUGAAGGACGGCAAGUUCAUAUUCAUAUAUUCAUGUUUAGCCUUGAAAACCGACUAUCCGAAGGUAACAGUUAGUGCUAGGGUGCAGUUUAUUCAUUUUACUGCAACAUAUUUCAAAGGACAUCACUUGCACAAAACUUUAGAUGCAAGUUUAAAUGCAUACUUGCUGGUGUUCAUAAUAUCUUUCUGGAUUUUUCCCCAUCCUUUAAGCUGUUCCGGCUUUAUCCUAAAAGGUCUUCACAGUUACACAACAAUGACAGUUAUUCUCCUUCACAGAAAAACACUGCUAAACUGACUGAAACACCUGGCAGUCCAGGCUGUAGCAAAUCUCUAUUCUGUUAAAAACAUUUGUAGCACUAUGGAAACUUCGUCUUUAAACGCUUUUAGAUAAAAAUACCAAAGAUGUGUCUUGAUGAUGACAUUAUGCAAAAAAUAAAUAAAUAAAAAAAAUAAGUUAAUGAAAUAAAAAUUAAUAAAAUCUAACAUUUUACACAAUCGCAAUGGCUCCAGCAGCAUCACAACAAACUAAAGCUGGGGAGUAAAAGCUGACAUAGUAUGUAUUGCAAUCAGAAGCUGUAACAUAACUUUAUUCCCACUCCAUGUAGGCCUCACAGUGAGGUCAGAGGUCAUAGUCUGCAGCUCAGUGCUAAUUUGCUCACAGGGAUAGACAGUGUCCUGAAAUGCAGUUGUCAGUAUGUGCUCAAUUGAUUCUGUUUCCUGACAUUGUAUAAUGAAAAGGACAGGAGGAGAGCCAUGACCUCUGAUCUUAUAAUAGCAAGACUGAAAACUUCAGCGUCUGGUCUUAACAUCACCAUUCAAAGAAAAAUUUUAAACAGGAAACACAGUUUGCAGGAAAUAGGUUUGUUGUCUUGUUAUUUCUUUCUUCUUUUCUUUUUUUUAAAUGUCAAAUUUCAAAUGAGAUUACAUCAGAACAAAAUAAGAUAUCGCAACACAUUUUUGCAUCCCACCUGAGACAUAAAACACUCAACAACAUAACCCAAACCUAAAAACCCAGCAACAAAAUUAGCAGUGACUUCCAACUAUUGGUUUGAAAAACAAUUAGAUAAAAUUAUAGAGGAUUUUUAACAGAUAAGAUAAGUGGGAGAAGGUAACUCAUGCGGUUUUUAUGGUUAAAUAAAUGUCUGAAAUUGUAUUUUCUGAUAUAUAUAAAUGAAUUAUACCUUUAAAACCACAGCAGAUGUAAAGGGAAGACGUUCCAUAUCAGUGCCUUUUCAUUUCAAAGGCUUUUAGUUUGUCAGAAUACAUUCUUUUAAUUUGACAUUGUCACCAUGUUGCUGUUUUUAAGUUGUGUUUAAAGGCCUCUGUUCCUAUGACAGGACUGUGGUUAUCCUUGAGGUUUUUACAGGAGGUCUGCUGCACAUCAGUGCUUUUAACAUGCAACUGUCAGUGCAUUUAAUUUCCAAGCCCGUCUACAAUAAAUUAUAUUCAUAUGUUACUAAUACUGUUUUUAACAUCCAUUUUCAUCUGCUUAUCUAAUUCAGGGUUAUCAUAUAAUGUAAGUUAAGUGUAAGGUUCAGUGCCCUUAAAAGGAGGAGGAGGUGGGGUGGAAGGAGUUGUCACAAUAGGCAAAAAAGUUCUUUAGUUAAAGUUUGAGGAAGAUGACGGUUUCCUUAGAUGUGACUUAAACUACUGUGGAGAUUUUCUGUAGUUUUUUUAAAAUGUAGACAUCAGAUUUCUUUCCCAAAACUGAACCAUGUUAUUUCAGUAAUAAUAGGAAUAAAUAAUUUAAAAAAUGUAGAUAUUUUUCUAAAAAGUCAAACCUUAAUGCCCUUAAUUCCAUCUCUCCACCAAGUUUCAUGAAGUUCAACUUGUUUGUUUUUUUCUGCAAACCUUCUUUUGUGCAGAUGAACAAACAGCAACAGGUUCCACCUACUUAAUGAGGGUAAUAAUAAUUCCUGCAUAGCACAGCUUUUGUCUUUUCUGUCUGCUAUUGGGGCAAAGACUGGUGGAAUUGCUAGAUUAAUAAGUGUCAUGUACUGUUUUUGCUCAGCAGCCACACAAAGGCUUUCAAUCUUCCAAGCAAAAGGGCACAUCUGCAGUCACUCUCUGUCCCCGUCUAUAAAAGUGAAACAUGUAUGAAUCAUGUUAUUUUCUUAUGUUUUCUGUAUGAUUUUAUCCGUCCAGCUGUACAUGUAGUGAAAAGGUCAAACUUCCAUUUACCUGAAUGUAAAAGUUUUUUUUUCUUUUUCAGCUGGGUGUAUUUUGUAAUAAUGUUGUUCCACUGUUGUUCUAAUGCAUUUCCACCUCUCAUCCUGUUAGCAGAGCUGGAAAUGAAUAAAAUUAAUAAAGUUUAUUCAGUACAUGUA